Messenger RNA from Hordeum vulgare subsp. vulgare (domesticated barley), 1435 nucleotides. RefSeq names its product aspartic proteinase Asp1-like. The record is from RefSeq and is a predicted model, not a curated record. Lineage: Eukaryota; Viridiplantae; Streptophyta; Magnoliopsida; Poales; Poaceae. Bases 84 to 1316 code for a protein of 410 amino acids. The transcript has 8 exons. Gene Ontology annotation, molecular function: aspartic-type endopeptidase activity. Gene Ontology annotation, biological process: proteolysis.
ACCACCGAAAGAAACACAGAGUUUCAGCAGAGAAGUGAGACCCCAGCAGAGUGCAAACCAGAGGUCUUCCUUCUUCCCCCACCAUGGCUGCCAUGUGGUCACCGAUCAUCGGUCUCCUCCUGCUCCUGCUCCCACUCGGGCCCUCCUCCGCCAUCAAGUUCCCGCUCGAAGGCAAUGUGUACCCUGUUGGCCACUUCUAUGCUACGUUGAACAUUGGUGAACCCGCGAAGCCCUACUUCCUGGACGUCGACACUGGCAGCAACCUCACCUGGCUGGAGUGCCACCACCCGGUCCACGGCUGCAAGGGCUGCCACCCGAGGCCACCACACCCAUACUACACGCCAGCAGACGGCAACUUGAAGGUGGUAUGUGGCAGCCCGCUAUGUGUUGCAGUGCGCAGAGACGUGCCUGGGAUCCCUGAGUGCUCCAGGAAUGAUCCACAUCGGUGCCACUACGAGAUUCAGUAUGUCACCGGGAAGUCAGAAGGUGACCUCGCCACCGACAUCAUUUCUGUCAAUGGGAGAGACAAGAAAAGAAUCGCUUUCGGAUGUGGGUACAAGCAGGAGGAGCCAGCAGACUCACCGCCCUCGCCGGUAGAUGGCAUCCUUGGACUCGGGAUGGGAAAGGCAGGCUUCGCCGCGCAACUCAAAGGGCAUAAGAUGAUAAAAGAGAACGUCAUUGGGCAUUGCCUCAGCAGCAAAGGAAAGGGCGUCCUCUACGUCGGGGACUUCAAUCCGCCCACCCGCGGCGUAACCUGGGCACCCAUGAGAGAAUCCUUGUUUUACUACUCACCUGGCCUAGCAGAGGUGUUCAUUGACAAGCAGCCGAUAAGAGGGAAUCCAACAUUCGAGGCUGUGUUUGACAGCGGUUCCACCUACACCCACGUACCUGCCCAGAUAUACAACGAGAUUGUUUCAAAGGUUAGAGGCACUCUCAGCGAAUCGUCACUUGAAGAGGUGAAGGGUCGUGCUCUGCCUCUAUGCUGGAAAGGGAAGAAGCCAUUCGGAUCUGUCAAUGAUGUGAAGAACCAAUUCAAGGCACUGUCACUAAAAAUUACCCACGCCCGCGGCACCAACAACCUCGACAUCCCUCCUCAAAACUACCUCUUCGUGAAGGAAGACGGGGAAACGUGCCUGGCUAUCCUCGAUGCCUCGUUGGAUCCUGUUCUCAAGGAACUCAACUUCAUCUUGAUCGGAGCUGUGACGAUGCAGGAUCUGUUUGUGAUAUACGACAACGAGAAAAAGCAGCUCGGAUGGGUCCGUGCGCAGUGCGACAGGGUGCAGGAGCUUGAAUCCGUCAUCGAUUCGCGUCUCUGAAUAAUGUUCCGGCCGACAUAGCCAAGAGCCUUAACGAGAACAAAUGAGUGCUCUCGUAUAUAUGGUGUUUGAAACGCUGUAUGAUGUUCCCGCUUAUAACGAAUAAAAUGUUGAUCAUA